UAAAACACACACACAAACAAAACAAAUGUCUAUUCGAACACGUCACAACUACAUACAACAGGUGACUUACUUAAGUUUUUUACCUAUACCUGGGUUUAUAUUAUACAUAACCUGGGUUUUAAUAAUUUGAUAUUUUCUUCAUUUGAAAUAUAAAAAAACGUCCUUAAAUCAAAAUAUUUGGUAAAAUAACUUAAAUCCACCUGUGUCCCAUUUCACGAAGCUACAAGUUAUAAUUUACAAGCGGAAGUCUCUUUAUAAUACAUAAGGUUAGAAAGAGACUUCCGCUUGUAAAUUGUAACUUGUAGCUUCGCAAAACGAGCCACUGGUAAGUUUUGUAACUUAAUUAUAAUCCUGAUAACUUUACAUAUAAAUAAACUACCUAAAGUGUCCAACAUACAUCCGUUCAAAUUCAAAAGGUCAUUUAUAAAGGGAUAUUUUGCGGCACUUACGUCAUUUUACUAUGAUUUUUGAGUUAUAACUCAAAAACGGCUGAACUGAUUUUAUUAGAUUACAGGAGACGGAGGAGACCUCAUGAGCAUUUUUUAUAGUGAACGAAACUAAGAUAAAAUAUCUACUACAUACUUUUUCUCGGUUUCGUUAAACAUAAAUCUUCACUUGGCACUUCAAAAUAAUGAGUAUAAACAGGAUUUGCUCUAUACAAUACCUACUAUUUAUCUUAAAGUUAGGUCAAAUAAAAAAAAAUACACGUAAGGUUAUGUGGGAGAGGGGGGGGGGGGGGGAAUAGCCAAGAAUCUCACCAAAUAUCACCAAGGGGGAGGGAGGUCAAAAAAGUAGCCGAAAAAACCGCGCGUGAUUUGUGCACCUUGUGUACGGAACCCUAAAAAACCGUUUUGUUCGCUGUUAAAAUUAAUAAAAAUUAAAAAGUAGAGGAAAUAUAAUAAUUAAAAGAUGACUUUUGGUAAAUGUUGUGAAAAAAGUUGAUGUUCUUUUAAUCAAUCUGUUUUUUAACACAUCUUUUGAUUGGACCUAAUGGACCUGGCACUGGCAACACUGUAUUUCACUUCAUCACCAUCAGUCAUCAUCAUCACUCAUCAGAAGAGAAUCGCAGGCAGUUGGCACAGAGUACUAAAGAGUAUAUUAAUUACAUAUUAAUAUAUGUAUAGAAGAGCACAGAGGCACAUUAAAACUGCCAUAAAGGACUGAUCAUUGUAUUACACGAUUGUGCUCAGGGAUUUGGAAUAAGAAAAAAAUCAUCGUAUCAUUGUCUGUGAAUUAAUCAGAAAGAACGCAGUCACUGGAGUUCAGGUGCACAGCCACAAAAGAGAUCAUAUGGAAUUAUUCAUAAAUAAGUUAGUUUGACUAAUUUUAAUGAUUUGAAGCACUGGCUGACAUGGUCAAAUACUGCCCAUACCAAUGGUAUUUAGAGUUUUUCUUCAAAGUUAGAAUUCUGGUGCAUCAUAAUUAAUUUGAAUGCAGUUUAUUAUAAAUUAAAAUCAUGUUUUAUUAAAGAGUUCCCUAGAGUUUUUGAAUGAAAUGACAGAUGUGAUUCCACCAUGUACAUGUAGGGACUCGUGGCUGGAGUACAGGCAGUAUUGACCACUUGCUGCAGUCACUCACCCCACUAUUUGCUCCAAAGUACUGGACCAAUUGACUUGAAAUUUGGUACACUUACCUAUGUAAAAUUUGCUCUCUUAAUGGUACUUCUCCUUCCCAAACAUGAGUGGAGAUGAAGUUUUGAUAUCCAGUAGUUUAACUUUUUUUUAUUUUUGUUAUUUUUAGUGCACAUUUGCUUGUCACUCACCAUGUAAUAUUAGAAAACGGUUAAGAAUAACAGUAAUAAUUUUUAAUAAUAAACUUUGAUAGGUUUCGUAGACUUAGAGUAUUAUCUCUCUAUUGGUCCAUCUGUAUAUCCAUCUGUCCGUAUGUUACAGGCAUUUUAAUUUCACUGGAUAUCUUACCCUCUUUACCGGAACACAGCAGUGCCAACACUGCUGGUUAGCGGCAGGAUUAACGGGUAAUAUAAAAUGUUUUCUCUGGUGAAAUUCAACAACGACGAAUUGCAAAUAGUACCUACAAAACGUGUGCAAAUUGGCAAAAACAAACAAUGCACAGUAAACUGCAAAGGAUCGAAAUAUUCUGCAGUCGUACUUAAAUUACAUGAUUCGAAAGAAAUAUUGGAAAAAGAAAUUGAGAAUGAUAACUUAAACAAAUAUGCACACAAUAAAAAUGAGGACAAUAAAAUGUUAUUGCCUGCGAACUGUGAAUCGUCUGAAAACUUAAAAGAGAUAUUGGAAAAAGAAAUUGAGAAUGAUAACUUGAAAACCAAGAAGACAAGAAAAAAGAAAAGACAGGCUGUACACAAUAAAAAUAAGGACAAGACUAUUUUAUUGCCUGCUGACUGUGAAUCGUCUGAAAACGUUUCGAAAGAGAUGGCUGUACCCAAUAAAAAUAAGGACAAUACAAUUUUAUUGCCUGUUGACUGUGAAUCGUCUGAAAACGUUUCGAAAGAGAUAUUGGAAAACGAAAUUAAGAAUGAUAAUUUGAAGACCAAGAAGGCAAAACAAAAGAAAAGAAAUCUGUUGAGAGUGAAACUUACAGAUACUCUUGAUAUCGACAAGGCUCGAAAUAGUUCGUUAAGAAUAAUAUGCGAUACAGUAAUUACAGGAGGACAGCCUGUCCAUAAUAAAAAUGAGGAUGAUACAUUUAUUGACACAAUUUUAUUGCCUGAAAACUGUGAAUCGUGUGAAAACGUUGCCGAUUUGCCUUUAGAACAGUUGAUAAAAAAAUAUGAUUUCGAUUCUAAUAUAGAGACUGUUGACCAGGAAAUGGGAGCUGAGAUCUCUUACUGUCACUUGUCUCCUGUUGAUCCUGAAAUAGAAUUUGAAAUUAGCACUGGACAUGAUGAAUUAGCACCUAUUAAUGUUAGUAAAACACUUACCAAUGCAAGUGAUUCUACUUAUGUACCAGAUCAGACGACAUCUGUAAAAGAUAUUUCCCAAAUUUCACAAAAAUCUGAAACUUUUAACAAAUGUUUACCUGUAGAUGUCAGAAAAGUUACUGUUCCACAGUCAAAAACGUCAGACACAAGAAGAACAAAAAAAUAUUUUUGUCCAUUUUGCAAUAAACUUCAAACAAAAUUUGCUAGACACCUAGAACUUCUUCAUUAUUCUGAACCUGAAGUAAAAAAGUUUAUAAAGCUACCGAAAAAAAAUCCUGAAAGACAAAAAAUCAUAGAGACCAUACGCAAAAACGGUAAUUAUAUUCAUAAUACUCAACCCCAACAUAAUACAGGAAUACUCAUUACAUGUAGACAGCAAGUGCAUAAUGAAAAUUCUGCAGAAGACUAUGUAUGCUGUAAUACCUGUAAGGGUUUCUUUUCAAAAAGAACUUUGAGACUACAUUAUCGUAAUUGUGGCGAAAAAAACUACAAGAAAGGUGCUAAGCAGACGAUGAUAAUGGGACGACGAAUUACAGGAUACAUUCAUCCUCGAGCAAAUAUAUGUCUUCGAAGGAAAGUAUUUCCAGUGUUACGGGAUGAUUCAAUAACAAGACUAAUAAAAUAUGACGAAUUAAUAAUAAUCUUUGGAAAUAAAUUGUGUGAAAAAUACACUUUGGAGCAUCAACAUGACAUGAUCAGAAGUCAUCUUAGACUCUUAGGGCGUUUUUUAACGGCUGUCAAGGAAAAGGAUAAAAACAUUGCCGAUUUAUCUUCAGUGUUCCAGCCCAAAUUUUUCGACACUGUAUUAGAGGGUAUAAAGAUAUGCGCUAGCUAUGACCCGGACAAGAUGAUGUAUGCAGCACCAUCGGUAGCAACUACAAUCGGAACAUUAAUAAAGAAAUGCCUAAAAAUGCAUAUGUCUGAGUGUAUUAAGACCCAAAAUGAAACUGCGAAAAAAGCUGCAGAAGAUUUUCUUAUUUUAUUUGAAGAAGACAUACCAACCACCAUUAAUAAAAAAGUCUUCGAAGAUCAAUUAAAAAAGAAAAGAGAAAAAGUUGUUCAGCUACCAACAAUAAGUGAUAUUUCUUCUUUAUACUCCUUCUUGAAAACAAAGAUGUCAGAAGCCUAUGAUGCCCUCGAAAAACAAUUUACCCUAGAAUCAUAUAAUACUUUAGCUGAGAGUACAUUAGUUUUGCUUCAAACUUUCAAUAGACGCCGAGCAGGAGAAAUAGAAAGGCUUUUAAUAUCAGAUUACAAUAAACAAGAAACGGUUGACAAGAAUGUGAAUUCCGAUGUAUAUGAUAACAUAUCUCCAGAGUCACGAAAAUACGCACAAAAAUUUGUAAGGAUUACCAUACGUGGUAAACUUGGUAGGGUUGUGCCAGUUUUGUUAGAUGCAUUCAUUGUAAAAUGUAUAGAAAAACUGAUGAAAUUACGACAUAAAGCUGGGAUAAGUUCUGAAAACGAAUAUAUCUUUGCAGCUGCAUCAAAAGAUGGUAACAAAAAGAACUAUUUACGGGCUUGUCCUCUUAUGCGCAAGUUUUCAGAGGAGUGUGGAGCCAAGAUGCCUACUACACUUCGAGGAACGACUCUAAGAAAGCAUGUAGCAACUUAUUCAGCUAUACAAGGUAUUGAAGAGCGUGAAGUAACUGAUCUUGCAAAUUUUAUGGGACAUCACAAAGAUAUCCAUAAAAGUGUUUAUCGAGUGCCAGUACCACUGAGAGAUUUGGCCAAUGUGUCAAAAAUAUUAGAAAAUGCUAUGGGUAAUUGCGAAACCAAUGAUGACGAUAAAUGCAGCAACAUUUUCGAUAAAUCUACAAGCACACCCACAGAAAACAAUCGUAUAGACAAAUCCAUAACAUCUCUCAAUCGCAGUAAACUUGUUAUCACCGACGAUUCAGUUUCCAGUGAGUCCAACGAACUUAGCCACAAAACUAACGAAAGUGAGGAUAAGCCUAUAAAGAAGUUGCUAAAGCGCAGACGACGCAUUGUUUCUGAUGAUUCACUUUCAGGUUCAGAACAACAAAGAGAACCAAUUGAGCCAAAUGAUCCUGAACCUGAUAGCUUUACAGAUGGUACAAAUCGUCGUAGUACUUCUCCAUUUGGUAAAACCAAACGGGUAAGAUGGAACAGUGAUGAAAAAUUUGCAAUUGCCGAUUGUUUUGGUGAUCCCACCAAAUGUUCCAAAUUGCCUUCAUUGAACGCAUGUUUUGAAGCCACCAAAAAGUACACAGCUUUGAAAAGUCGAACCCCGCAGCAAAUUAAGACCUGGAUUGACAACCAAAGAAAAGCUAAAACUCGCUUGGAAGUAUAUAAGCUUAAAUCAAGAAAAUCUUAAUAUUACUGUAAUAAUGUUUAAAUAUAUUAAUGACAGUGAAUAUGUUAAUAGGCAGGUCCACACAGAGCGAACAUACGCGCGAAGCAAUUUCCGCGCGUUUUCCUCGCCCGAGCGCGCUGCCUCGGCCGAGGCACGAUUACACUGGCAGUUUUGUGCGCGAGGAAAUUGCCUCGCGCGUAUGCUCGCUCUGUGUGGACCCGCCUAGUGACUAAUAGAGGAGCAUCAUCACUCACAUACACUUACAAGCACACAACACACACGCGACCUCGUCUGUCGCCUACGCUACAUGUACUCACCCUACUCAUGGAAAUUGAGUUGCCCUCAAGUAGACACACCUAUAAUAGUACAUUACGAUACAAGUGCGAAAAAUAGGAAAUUCGAAACGAGUGGCGAUAAAUUAAAACACGACCGAAGGGAGUGUUUUAAAUCGACACGAGUUGCGAAUUACCUAUUCGCACAUGUAUCGUACAACGUUUUACAGUACAUAUGGCCCUUUAAAUGUUCGACACAGUAACGUAAUAUGCUACUUCUCGCACUAGUGCUAUAAAGUAGCCCCAUAUGUACUGUAAAAUAACUUAUCUUUUUUACCAAGGCACCAAUCAUCGGUAUUGGGGUCGGGUGGUACCGUUAGCUGCUAUUUUUUUCUACAUAUAGACUCCUGUCUAUACCUUCCACACCAUGGUGUAGAGUAUUGACACCUCUAAUACCUAAGUAAGGUGAGAAAGCUUUGUCAAGCUCUACCCCAAAAGGCGGUAGAACCUGGAAUCGCCAGGGAGCAAUUUCUUCCCAGUUUACAGUUGCAUCAAGACGGACCUAAUUUGGUUCCGCACACUUGUAAACAGCUUCUAUUCCUGUUAAUAUUAUAGAUAUGUACAUAGCUACUGUUCAUAGUAUACAUAACACAUUACAUUAGUUACAAGCAUUGUAACACCGUUGGUUACAUUUUUGUUGCAAUAUGUAUAGUACAAAGUUCUUUAAGUCAGCGGGAUUUCAGCACUAAUUACCAUUUUCAUUGGGUAUGGAAAGUAGUUAGUUAUGAUGUAAGCUAAGUAAGAUGAAUAAGCUAACUAAGUAGCAAGUUGGUUCUUGUUGUAAUUGGCAUAGGUCAAAAAUAGUAUAAUGUGAAUACUGUAUGUUAUGCAAAAUUUGGUAAUAUUGAUAGGCCUAGAAAUACAUUUUCUAGUUAAUAUAAUUAUAAUGUAUAUAUUUUUAGCAAUUAAAAUUGAUACAUUAGUUAAGUCAUUGGUGAUAUUACGGUUGGUCUCAGUUUUCCGGAAAUUUGGGCUAUCCCAAUUUUUUUUGUUUUCAAUAUGCUUGUACAGUUGUUAACAACGCUAAUAUAUUUUCGUUUGUUCUUGCCUUGUGUUCCAGUAACUAUCACGAUGUUUUAUGGCUAGCCAUAGAAAAACGGGUGUCAUUACUUUUCUACCUAUUGUUUUAAACAUUCCAUACCGCUGUGGGUAACAUAUUUCAUACAUUUGUGUUUUCUGUCAACAGAACCACAACGAGAUGUUCUGCAACUUUUCUUUCAACAGCAAGAGACUAACUCCAUAUCUUUGAUUACUAUCAGUUAUUUUGAGGAUGUAAUGAGGAGGACUGAGAUCCCCAUUCGGCAUCUUCCACCCACAUUCGACAAGUGGAGGUAAUCUUUAAAUAGCUGAAUGCCAAUAUCAGCAAAGGGCUUGAUAAUUUGCCCUACGUAGGUGGUGGCCAAGUACGAGUUUUGUUGGCGGCAAUUUGUUAAGUUACUUUACAUGUUGGAACAUGACUGCCCGUAAGUCGUUGAUCUCUUUGAACAUGUAAAAUAACUGGAAAAUUGCCGCCAGCAAGACACGUGCUCAGCCACCACAGUCAGACAUAUUAUCAAGUACUUUGCUAGGAUACUGUUGACACAGCCACUCAAUGUAGAAUGGGCAUCUCAGCCCAUUACAUCCUCAAAAGAACCAAUAUCAAAUAUCUCUUGCAGUUCAAACAUCUCGUUGUGGUUGUACCGACAGAUAACGCAAAUGUAUGCUUUAAUCAAGAGACAUUCAAUCCACUAAGGUGUGUAUCUUUUUAAUUACAUUAUUAAAUAAAAAUUGAUAUUUUAAGAAA
Messenger RNA from Cydia pomonella (codling moth), 7331 nucleotides. RefSeq lists its product as uncharacterized. Bases 1986 to 5237 code for a protein of 1083 amino acids. Gene Ontology annotation, molecular function: DNA binding. The transcript has 5 exons. The record is from RefSeq and is a predicted model, not a curated record. NCBI's taxonomy places the organism in Eukaryota, Metazoa, Arthropoda, Insecta, Lepidoptera, Tortricidae.